GGGAUAUGCAAAAAUAUUCAGAUUGGCGUCAACUGUGGUACCCAAACUUCGAGGACUUCGCCAAAGCCGAGAACUCCGUUGGGGAUCACAACAAUACCGUGACUAACGUGACUGUGCAGCUGGGAGCGACCGCAUACCUGCAUUGCCACGUCCGCAGCACCAACGACCGAACACUCGCAGGAGCCGAGCAAAUCUCUUGGGUUCGUCGUCGCGACUGGCACAUCCUGUCCUCCGGAAUGUUCACUUACACCAACGACGAGAGGUUUCAAAUUCUGCACGCCGAAGGAUCAGAUGACUGGACUCUACAGAUUAAGUACGUGCAGAAGCGCGACAACGGGACAUACGAAUGCCAGGUAUCGAGCAACGCCGGAAUGAUUUCGCACUUCGUGAACCUGCAGAUCGUUGUGCCGGAGGCGAGUAUACAAGGAACCGGAAGCGGCGAGCAUCACGUGGACGUGGGCAGCGUAAUCGAUUUGGUCUGCAUUAUAGAGAAGAGCCCGACGCCCCCGCAAUACGUGUUUUGGUAUCACAAUGACCACAUGAUAAAUUACGAUACGGCCAGAGGAGGAGUUUCCGUGGAGACGGUGCCCGGUUUGAGGACCCAGAGUCGCCUGGUCAUCAAGGACACGAACGACGCGGAUUCCGGCAAUUACACUUGCUCAGCUUCCAACACCGAACCGGCUUCCAUCUACGUCUUCGUCUCAGAAGGUGGGGGCGACAACGUCGACGCCAUCCUCAUGAGGAAGUCCUGCGCAAUGUGCAUAGCCAGUCAGGUCUUCCUCCUGCUGACGGCGAGCCUCGCCGCCGCCUUACGAUAGACCAUCAUCACGUAGACGACAGUCUUCUUCGAAGCGAUGCGAUACCGAAGAAACCUGCAAGAAGAUCGAUCGUUUGAAGGGGAACAAACAAAGAAAAAAAAAACAAGAAAAGAAAGGAAACAGGACCUCUCUUUUUCAGCCCCCAAGUCCCAUCAUCCCAGCAAGCGAAA
Nicrophorus vespilloides is the source of this 988-nucleotide messenger RNA. It is a transcript of the gene dpr12, whose product is annotated as neurotrimin. The transcript has 5 exons. Gene Ontology annotation, cellular component: neuron projection membrane. Gene Ontology annotation, biological process: synapse organization. Bases 6 to 818 code for a protein of 270 amino acids. The record is from RefSeq and is a predicted model, not a curated record. Lineage: Eukaryota; Metazoa; Arthropoda; Insecta; Coleoptera; Silphidae.